Molecule: messenger RNA, 1364 nt
Organism: Drosophila albomicans
Lineage: Eukaryota; Metazoa; Arthropoda; Insecta; Diptera; Drosophilidae
Product: carboxypeptidase B
Exons: 2
Coding region: 19-1323 (434 amino acids)
Biological process (GO): proteolysis
Molecular function (GO): metallocarboxypeptidase activity; zinc ion binding
Source: RefSeq, a predicted model, not a curated record
AUUUCAACUUUGCAAGCAAUGUCAUCGUAUACACACUUGGGAUUGUUGUUCCUCCCGCUGCUGCUGUUGCUGUUGCAGUCGGGUGAACUGUUGGCCUGGCAGGAUUACAAGGAUUACAGGGUCUUUGAGCUGCAGCCGCACAGUGAAGCACAACUGAAACUGUUGCAGCAACUGGCGCAAGCGAAACCACAUUGGGAAUUUCUGGGCUCACGUCGCAGUCAUAAUGAGACCGGAUUGCGUGUUCUGGUGUCGCCCACACAAGCCGGAAGUUUGUUGACGCUGCUGAAACAGCAUCAAGUGGAAUAUCAACUUAUCUUGGAUGACAUCUCCGUAGUGCUGUGCCUGCAGCGGGAGGAGAAUCAACGCAGCAAGUUACGUUUACAGUUGCCACAAAUCGAUGUGAUGGGCGCAUUUUAUACACACGCCGAGAUCAAUGAGUAUCUCGAUAGUUUGCCACAACGUUAUCCACAGCGUGCGUUGCUCAAAACGUUUGGCUGGAGCUACGAGCGGCGUCCGCUCAAGUUGCUAACUAUCAACAAUGGCGAUGGACGCACAAAUAAACCUGUGAUCUUCAUAGAUGCUGCAAUGCAUGCCAGAGAAUGGAUUGCGCCCUCUUUCGCUUUGUAUAUCAUUGAGGAGUUGUUGACUAAGCCCGAGGAACAUGCAGAGCUACUCAAGGAUUAUGAUUGGGUCAUCAUGCCAGUGGUGAAUGCAGAUGGUUAUGAGUUUACUCACACGGACUCACGUUAUUGGCGCAAGACGCGCAAACCCACUUGGGAUCCCGAGAGCAUUGGCACCGAUCUGAAUCGUAACUUUGGCUAUAUGUGGGGACGGGACGAUGGUUCCUCGGCUGAUCCUGCAGAAGAAAUCUAUCGCGGGGAGUACGCCUUUGAUCAGCCUGAAUCACAGGUGGUGCGCGAUGUGCUGCUUCAUUACAGCGAUCGCUUGCAUUUCUAUCUCUCACUGCACUCCUAUGGCAACUACUUGCUGCUGCCCUGGGGACAUACUAGCGACUUUCCUGCUAAUUACUAUGAUAUGCUCGAGGUGGCCGAUGCGGGUGCCAUGGCCAUUGUCCAUGCCACCAAUGGCAUUUACAGCUAUGGCAGCGGCUAUUACCUGAUGUAUGCCACCUCCGGAGACUCAACAGACUACGCUGUGGGCGUGGCGAAUGCGAAAGUGGCCAUGACCAUGGAAUUACCCGCUGGCGGUUGGACGGGCUUCGAUCCGUGGGUGUCACAUAUAGAGGGCAUAGUCACCGAGAGUUGGGUGGGAGUGCGUGCUAUGGCCAUGGAGGUGAUAAGACGCUACGCUGAGCAAUCGUAAAUAAAGCAGGAUUAUUCCACAGAACUGUGCAUUGAUUUCAU